AUGAAGUUGGGUGUAAAAACUCAAUAUAAAGAGAAGCCAGAUUUGAAAGAGUUUUCUUCUCCAUAUUUGUCACAAAAUUUCGUUCCUGACAUGUUAAAAACAUACAAUCGUCGAGUUCGUCAGAGGCAAGCUCAAACACGUGCUGAAGAAACACGAGCCCGACUUUGACACGAGAAACGUAAAGAGAAAGAUGCACUUCUGGCUGAAAUUUUACACAACAAAUUAAAACUCCAAGAAAAAAAGAUUAUCGAACAACCCACACUUCCUGAGCUGACUUCCGACAUGAGCGAACACAUAAACAAAGCACUAGUUCCAUAUCCUCCAAAUCAAGUCUCUGAGUGUUUCAACAUUUCAAUAACCCGCGAGCACAUGUCGACUUUGUUCGGUCUAAAUUGGCUUAAUGAUGAAAUUAUAAAUUUUUAUAUGGAAUUGAUUGUUCAGCGCUCUAAAGAUGUAAAAUAUUACCCCGCAGUACAUUCCAUGAAUACAUUCUUUUAUCCUCGAUUGAGUACACAAUCUUAUACAUCAGUACGUCGGUGGACAAAAAAAGUUGAUAUAUUUUCCAAAGACAUCGUUCUGUAUCCAAUACAUCUUGGCGUGCAUUGGUGUCUAGCUGUCGUUGAUUUCAUAUCGAAACAAAUAAGAUAUUAUGAUUCAAUGGGUGGAGCCAAUCGGGAAUGCCUUGAAAUCCUAAAAAAUUAUCUUCUUUGUGAGCACAAGGAUAAAAAAGGAUCAGAGAUCAAUCUUUCUGACUGGCAACUGUUGUCAAUGUCUGAUAUACCGCAACAAAUGAAUGGAUCAGAUUGUGGAGUCUUUGCUUGCAAAUUUGCAGAGUAUAUUACUUCUAAAUCAGACUUAACAUUUUCCCAGCGAGAUAUGCCUUACUUUCGGCGAGCCAUGGUAUGGGAAAUUAUCAACAAAAAACUUCUACGGUGAUAUGACAUUGUACUAAUAUAUUUAUAUCAUUUUCGGAUCUUGUUUACUUUGGUAACCUUUGUUAAAUAUUAUUAUCUGCUUCCCAUCCAUUAUGAUAUCAUU
Messenger RNA from Styela clava, 1038 nucleotides. NCBI's taxonomy places the organism in Eukaryota, Metazoa, Chordata, Ascidiacea, Stolidobranchia, Styelidae. The record is from RefSeq and is a predicted model, not a curated record.